CCUAGAAUCAGCCGACUUUUACGGUCGAGCACUUCUAUGUGCAAGAGAUGCAAGCAAGAAAUACUUUCACGGAUGUUAUACACUAAAACGUGUACUAAUGUGGACAUAGAAUGUAAUGUAAAACCUUAUUAUGAAAUACCAGGACCAAAAUCAGUUCCAAUAUUAGGUAAUACUUGGAGAAUGCUGCCACUGAUUGGGCAAUAUGAAAUUUCGAAUACAGCAAAAAUAAGCAGAAUAUUUUAUGAAAAAUACGGAAAGAUCGUUCGUUUGAGUAAUUUGAUAGGUCGACCGGAUUUACUUUUUGUUUAUGAUGCUGAUGAAAUCGAAAAGAUUUAUCGUCAAGAAGAACCGACACCUUUUAGACCUUCAAUGCCUUGUUUGGUUCAUUACAAAAGUGUUAUUCGUAAGGAUUUCUUUGAAGAUAUUGGUGGUGUUGUUGGAGUGCAUGGUGAAUCAUGGAAAAAAUUUCGCACACGCGUUCAGAAACCGGUUCUACAGCCACAAAUCGUAAGAAAGUACAUAACACCGAUUGAAAUUGUCACAAGUGAUUUCAUAAAGAGGAUAGAAGAUAUUCAACAAAAAAAUGGAGAAUUACCGGGAGAUUUUGAUAACGAAAUACACAAAUGGGCAUUGGAGUGUAUUGGACUCGUCGCCUUGGACGUACGAUUGGGAUGUUUAGGUGGAUCCCUUAUACCAGAUUCUGAACCACAAAAGAUUAUCGAUGCCGCUAAAUUUGCUUUGAGAAACGUAGCUGUCCUUGAGCUGAAAGCUCCUUUCUGGAGAUAUAUACCAACUCCUCUUUGGACUCGAUACGUUCGUAACAUGAAUUACUUUAUUGAAAUAUGUAUGAAAUACAUUGAUGCUGCGACUGAAAGACUUAAAAACAAAAAGUCUACUAACGAAGAAGAUCAUUCUUUGGUAGAAAGAAUUUUAGCAACCGAAACUAAUCCUAAAGUAGCAUAUAUUCUCGCUUUGGAUUUAAUUUUAGUCGGAAUUGAUACGAUAUCAAUGGCAGUAUGUUCAAUACUGUAUCAACUCGCGACAAGACAUGAAGAACAAGAGAAAGUUUACCAAGAAUUACUUAAAAUUCUACCUGAUCCAAAUACUCCUCUCACUACAUCACAUCUCGAUCAAGCAGUCUACACAAAGGCUUUCAUUCGAGAAGUUUUCAGGAUGUAUUCUACUGUUAUUGGCAAUGGUAGAACAUUACAAAAUGAUACCACAAUAUGUGGUUACAAAGUACCGAAAGGAGUUCAAGUUGUAUUUCCUACAGUCGUAACUGGAAAUAUGAAAGAAUAUGUAAAUGAUGCAGACAUAUUUAAACCAUCGAGAUGGCUUAAAGCUACUCCCGAUCAAAAGCUUCAUCCGUUUGCAUCACUACCGUACGGAUACGGUGCACGCAUGUGCCUUGGUAGAAGAUUCGCUGACCUUGAAAUGCAAAUUCUCCUUGCAAAACUUAUACGAUCAUACAAGUUGGAAUAUCAUCAUCAACCAUUGAAAUAUAAAGUUACAUUCAUGUAUGCACCAGACGGAGAACUCAGAUUUAAAUGCAUUAAAAGAUAA
Vespa mandarinia (Asian giant hornet) is the source of this 1563-nucleotide messenger RNA. It is a transcript of the gene Cyp301a1, whose product is annotated as Probable cytochrome P450 301a1, mitochondrial. NCBI's taxonomy places the organism in Eukaryota, Metazoa, Arthropoda, Insecta, Hymenoptera, Vespidae. Gene Ontology annotation, molecular function: iron ion binding; oxidoreductase activity, acting on paired donors, with incorporation or reduction of molecular oxygen; monooxygenase activity. The record is from RefSeq and is a predicted model, not a curated record.